Messenger RNA from Cuculus canorus (common cuckoo), 720 nucleotides. It is a transcript of the gene NDUFAF8, whose product is annotated as NADH:ubiquinone oxidoreductase complex assembly factor 8. The transcript is spliced from 4 exons. The record is from RefSeq and is a predicted model, not a curated record. Gene Ontology annotation, biological process: mitochondrial respiratory chain complex I assembly. NCBI's taxonomy places the organism in Eukaryota, Metazoa, Chordata, Aves, Cuculiformes, Cuculidae. Gene Ontology annotation, cellular component: mitochondrion. Bases 34 to 243 code for a protein of 69 amino acids.
UCCAAUCCCGUCGCGCGGGCCGCAGCGGCGGCGAUGUCGGGGAGCGGCGCCUGCCAGCGGGCGCGGGAGCGGCUGCGGCGGUUCCCGGCGCUGCUGGCGGUGUGCGCGGAGCAGGCGGCGGCGUACGGGCGGUGCGUGGCGGCGGCGGCGGGAGCGGCGGGGCCGCGGCGGGAUGUGUGCGGAGAGCAGUUCCGGGCGCUGAGGGAGUGUAUGGCCCGAGCGGCGAAAGCAGCGCAAAGCUGACCCGAGCACCGGCCGGGAUCAGGAAGAGACGGCAAAACAGCUUCCAUCCCAUUUUCCAGGUCCAGAUGUGCUCAGCAGCAGGAUUCCAGCUCGAGGUGCCAAGCUCUGCAGAGGCUCCCGUGGAGGCCCCACGGACACUGGCCCAAGGGUCACUUGGUGCAGGGCAUUCAGGAAGGCAGCUGCAUCCCCGCCACCAGCUUCGGUGUGUGCUGGCAGUAGCUCUGCUGCAGCCGCUUGAUCCCUUGAAUGUCAAAUGAGGUGUUUUCCUCUCCAAGCCAUGUGCCAGUGGCAGGAGGACAACAGCCUCCCCUCUUCUUCCUCUCCUCCUCUUCCCCAGCAGCAGGGAGGAAGCACAAAAGCCCAUUUUCCUUCAGCAAUGUUAUUCCCUGCAGGCACAGAGCUGGCAGACACCGCUGCCGCCUGGGGAACCCCAGCCCAGGGGCUGAGUGAGGCUUACGGAUCUGAUUUUGAAUAAAA